Carya illinoinensis is the source of this 2193-nucleotide messenger RNA. RefSeq names its product lysophospholipid acyltransferase LPEAT1-like. Gene Ontology annotation, biological process: phospholipid metabolic process. Bases 302 to 1495 code for a protein of 397 amino acids. NCBI's taxonomy places the organism in Eukaryota, Viridiplantae, Streptophyta, Magnoliopsida, Fagales, Juglandaceae. The record is from RefSeq and is a predicted model, not a curated record. Gene Ontology annotation, molecular function: lysophosphatidylethanolamine acyltransferase activity. Gene Ontology annotation, cellular component: endoplasmic reticulum. The transcript is spliced from 9 exons.
UGGUCCCAACAUUGGCAGUUUCCCUUCUUCGCAUUCUGUUCGUUUCUUGGCUUUCACCAUCAUAGCUCAGCUCGAAUCUAAUCCAACGGUCAAACCCCAAUCAUCCGACAUCCCUCAUCUCCACUCCUAACCUAUAAAAUUCCAGCUUUAAUGCCGGAUUCGGUUUGAGCUUUCUUUUCUCCUUCCCCAUCUGGAUGCUUCUCCCAGAUCCACAUUAGCUCCUCUCCGCUACAUUCUCCUCCAACCGCCAAAACCUCCCUGUAAUGCCAAUGGCUUUCCGCUGAUUUAGGGUUUCGCAAUCAUGGAGACCGAACUCAAAGACCUCGAUCCGACUCGAGGGCAAGGCCUGCCCAGGCCACAACCAUCCGAAUCCAACCACGACGAUGGCUCCACCAAAGAUGACCGCCCGCUACUCAAGCCCGAGUCUUUGUCUGAGUCCUCCUCCUCCUCCACUCUCCCUAUCUCCCAAGAGAGCCUCGACAAGAAGUUCGCCGCCUUCGCUCGACAUGACGUAUACGGCCCAUUGGGAUGCGGCGAGCUACCAUUGGAGGAGAAGAUCCUGCUCGCCAUCGCCUCGGUGAUACUGGUGCCGAUACGCGUGGUGCUGGCGACGAGCCUGUUGCUAUUUUAUUACCUGAUAUGCCGGAUUUGUACACUGUUCUCGGCGCCGAAUCGGGAUGACAGUGAGCAGGAGGACUAUGCGCACAUGGGCGGGUGGAAUAGGGCUGUGAUCGUCCAGUGUGGAAAGUUCCUCUCGAGGGCCGUGCUGUUCAUCUUCGGUUUUUAUUGGAUCAAGGAGACGUUCCAGAUUUCUGAUAGUGGCUUCAAGUCAUCCGCCGCUCAGAAUGAGGGCAAAGAUGAGUCUGAAGAGCCUGCAAGACCUAGCGUGAUUAUAUCUAACCACGUAUCCUACAUAGACAUACUGUACCACAUGUCUUCUUUCUUCCCAAGCUUCGUCGCUAAGCAAUCAGUGGGCAAACUUCCUCUAGUUGGUCUCAUCAGCAAGUGCCUCGGUUGUGUUUAUGUUCAGCGGGAGUCAAAGUCAUCUGACUUCAAGGGUGUUUCAGGUGUCGUGACCGAAAGAAUUGAAGAAGCUCACCGAGAUAAGUCUGCUCCAAUAAUGAUGCUUUUUCCAGAAGGCACAACUACAAAUGGAGACUUCCUGCUGCCAUUCAAAACAGGUGCAUUUUUAGCAAAAGCACCCGUGCUUCCAGUGAUUUUAAGGUAUCCUUUCCGAAGAUUUAGUCCUGCCUGGGAUUCAAUGUCUGGGGCGAGACAUGUCUUUUUUCUUCUCUGUCAAUUUGUAAAUCACUUAGAGGUGAUGCAAUUACCUAUUUACUACCCCUCACAGCAAGAAAAGGAUGAUCCAAAACUUUAUGCUGACAAUGUUAGAACGUUGAUAGCAAGUGAGGGAAAUUUGACACUUUCAGAUAUUGGGCUGCCCGAAAAGAGAAUCUAUCUUGCUGCUCUCAAUGGUUUGUUAUGCCAAUGCUAAUUCGGAGCUGUCUGUAUAUUCAUUGUAUAAUUCUAUUAUUUAUUGAAAAAUAACUGAGAUUAACAGAAAUCAUGUUGUGCGGAACAAGUAUUUUCAUUGUCUCGUGUCAGACAUGCACUAAUCCGGUUUUUGAGUACCACCUUGGGGCUAGAGUGGCAUUUUUAAAGCUGGGGCCGUUCUGAAGUUUCAACAGGGUGGUUAAUAGAGAUCCCGGAAGAUUAUGUACCAUUCUGAGGUAGCUUAGGUGCUGAUAUUGCUGUUGCUGAAUAUUCAGUUUUGAAUUUUAGAAAGUUGGGGGUGGGGGAGGGGGGAUGGAUUUGCUUGGAAGGGACAGAUUGCAGUAGAAUUCUCUACUGCAUUGACAACAGAAUUUUUUAUGAUCAGGACUCUGUUCAAAGGGAUUGAACAAAAUUAAAUUAUGAGAAAUCUUGGAGCAAGUUCCAAAUAUCAUAAAGGUCAUUGGAAUUUGGAGAUGCAAGCUAUAUAUGGGAAAUGAUAAGGCUAGCUCAAGAGGCAAGUUAAUGAUGCUUGUUCUGGUUUGUUUCCAUUGUCACUUUCUUCUUCCCACGUGAAGGCUCAAGUUAUGGGGCUGUUUUUGACAAUUUUUACAGAAUAAGAUGGAAGGGAUCAAUUUGGGAAGGGAAAAAUGAGACUUUGAGAGUGAAGAAAUAAAUAUCAAGAUGCUUAUUCGUUUUGAA